AUGUGGUGGCCAUUUUCUUCUGCUGAAGAGGAGGAAAAGAAGAAGAAGAAGAGUAGUCCUCCAAAGAAGAAGAAGAUUGAAGCCAAAAAGAAAAAUCCAGUAGAACCAUCAGUCUGGGACGGCAAACCCAAAAUCAAGAAGGCAGACGGUGUGGUCCCUCGUCCACUCAAGAAAAAAGCCAAUGAUGGAGUCGUCUUUACUUCCAAGAAAUGUCCUCCCAAACCGGAUUUGGAGAAUUUUCGUGACAUUCCUUAUGGUUUCAUUUGGACUCCCCAAGCCGAAAAUGACAAGGUCCAAAUCAUUGACUGCCAAAGCCAUGCCAUGCUACCCGUGAUUUGCUUGACUUGUUUGGCGUACAUUAAUCCUCAUUGUCAGGUGGACGUCGAACAGGGGAUUUGGACUUGUGCUCUCUGUGAGCAAAAGAACGUGGCACCGAUUCCAGAUUUAAAGACUCUCAUCAAGCCAGCCAUCGAGAACAACAUGGUGGAAUACCAUCAGGAUCUCACCUCCAAGCCUGCUGUAAAAGUGGACGACGAGGACGAUGAUGCUAUUAGUGACAAUCACAGCGUCGGCAGUCGUAGUGAGAGCAAUCAUAGCUAUGUCAGUAAAAGUCCUGACAGCUAUGAUCAAGAUGCUACAAGCCGUGUUAGUCGUGACGAUGAAGGAAGCCGCAAAAGCUAUGCAAGCGGCAGCCGUAGGAGCUAUGAGAGUGGCAGUCGACGUAGUUAUGUCAGCGAGAAUCGUAGUUACAGCAGCAGGAGCACCUAUGUCGAUGAUGAUACCCGAACUCUUGUCUUGGUGGUGGAUACCAAUCUAACUGGCAAUGACGGUCGUGGCAUUCUCAAUGCAGUAGAAGAAUUUGUCAAGGUUGCCGAACGGGCAGAAGGGGACUUUCCACGAACGAGAAUAGGUCUUGUCGUCUUUGAUCAAGUGGUAUCCAUGUAUCAACUUGGCUUGCUGGGCAUUGCCUCGGCCGAUGUCUACACCCCCAUUGAUCCUGACGACGACGAAGCUCUCGUUGCUCGCAAGAAAUCCAUGGAAGAACGAGCAUACCUCCAAGAGGUCGAGUGCUUGGAAGACUUGGACAGUCUUAUCCAGUGCCUUUCAGCUACCUUUGGUGUCCCAGUGGAUGAGAAGGAUCAAGGUGAAGAACCAGAGAGCCGAAUGGAAAUAUUGAAGCGAAAAAAGGAGGAUCGCUUGCGAAAAGAGAAAAAGGGCAAGAACGAAACCAGCAAGACAUCGCCGUGGAUCAAGCGCAGAGAGCUUGCCAAAACAAAACAUCCCAAGCGAUGCGUUGGUGAAGCCAUUCAAUGCGCGAUUGAUUUGACUGUCGUGGGACACCCGGAGCCAUCUCGAACAUCUCAAAUUCUAUUGUUUACCAACGGUUGCCCCAACGUUGGUGGUGGCAGCGUGGUAGCUGUGGAUGAUAACAAGGAGAAUGAAGGUCCAGUUCAUGCUCAUGAUGUGGUAGACAUUGACAAAUUGCAAAAGGCAAUCGACUAUUUUGACACUACUGCCAGUUUCGCGUUGGACACUGGAGUUGGAAUUGACGUAUUUUGUUCCGGGGUUACGGAACUGGCGAUUCCUGCGUACCAAGCGCUUGUGGAACCAAGUGGUGGAUACGUCGUGUCUCAUGUCUCGCUUGCCAGCAAGCAACUCAAGCAAAAUUUCACUUGGAUCUUGCAAAACACCUACACCUCUCGUUCUCCAGCGGUGGAUUCGGACGACACGGCUACCAAUGACUCGCAGGUGUUCUUGGAUAUCCGAACGGAUAGUUUCAUGACACCCAGUACUUUGAAUGGUCCAGGGGAACUAAUUGCCGAAGACGCCGAUAUGUUGGAAACCGAGCGAAAAGGGUACGAAGAGGGCGCGGAACUUGCUGUGGAAGACGGCUUCGAAACAAAGGACCUCCCACUUGCGGAUGCCUUGGACGUUUCCAUGACGAGAAUAAAGCUGGGUCGCGUGGACCCAUUGUCCACCAUUUCAGUUCUUCUGGAGCUAAAUGAAACCUUUGAGGAGGAAAAUGACACUCAUUGCUUCUUCCAAUUCAUCUCUCGGCAUGUGGAUCGCAAGGGGAAGAUAUUCAUUACCCGAGUGUACACUUACCGAUUCCCCGUGGCUAAGGAUACUACCGACUAUCUUGAGAAUGCCAAUAGUGAUGUAGUCGCUGUGGUUCUCGCCAAGACGGCUGUCUAUCGUACCCUACAUGGUCGGGAAGAGACUGACGAAGUUCGUGACAAGGUUACUGCUGGCGACACCUCGACGCUGGAGAAGCUUGCCAAUGAAACACAGCUUGACAUUGACGCAACUGUGCAGCGAAUCUCAGGGUCCUUUCGACUUCUUGGGUUGGAGAAUGGAAAAGCAAAGUCUUCCUCCUCGUUGGAUUCUGCCUUUCCUCCGAAUCUGAAUGGUGCUUUGAGAUUGCUGUACCAUUUGCGCCGAGGGCCGCUCAUCAGUCCUGGACCAAUGCGGUCCAUGGACGACCGGGCUGCCUUGCGUGGAUUCUUUCUUCGAUUCCCCUUGGAAGAUUGUUUGAGCAUGAUGGCUCCACAACUGUUCAGCACUGGAUACAUUGAAGGGGAAGAAGAAAUUGCUGAAGAAUUGUUGGAUUUGCCCGCGGAGACACUGUCACUUUGGGACUUUUCCAUUGUUGCAGCAGACCACUACGACUAUCUUUACAUUUGGUCAGGAAAGGGAUGCGAGGGCGAAGACUACGAAGAGAUUCGCAAGCACUGCAGGAGAUAUGUUUGGAGGCGUGCCAAGACUCGCUUCCCAAUGCCUCAAGUUGCCAUGCUGAACGAUGGUGAUUCGAUGAGCCGAAGGUUCACCGCAGAGCUGGCUCCAUCACAUGCGGACUCGGAGGAACGCCAAAUUGCUAGUUUCCCACAACUUGCAGCGUUGCCUCCAAAGGCACUCAAAAGCCUUCGGUCUAGGAUCAAGUUCUACGACAAGAACGCUGAUGCUAGUUUCCAUACUUGGUUCUGGAAUGUUUCCAGUGCUACCAAUGUGAGCAAGGAAGAAGGCAUGUCACUAUGUGACUAG
Cylindrotheca closterium is the source of this 3042-nucleotide messenger RNA. The record is from the annotation of a GenBank genome assembly. NCBI's taxonomy places the organism in Eukaryota, Bacillariophyta, Bacillariophyceae, Bacillariales, Bacillariaceae.